AUGCUUGAAGACACUCGAUUACCAAUGCCCAUGACAAGAGGUUCCAAGCUUUUCCACAUCAUUCUCCUAGUGUUUUCUUGGCAAUAUUGUACCAAGGUGGAUGCCACUUUCCAAGAUGUCACUGGCUUUUUUGAUUUCGACUUUGGUUCAUUCGGAUCAGGAGGUGUUGGAAUUCUAGACGACACGAAAAAGGGUGUAAGUGCUCCAGCAUCGGCACCAAGUAUUGCUCCUACUAGUUUUGAUAAUAAAGACGAUGAAGCUUCGUCAUUUGAUUUCGAAUUUACUAAAAAUAUCAAUGGUGGAGUUGGUGCUUCUAAUGAUAAUCACAAAAUUAAUUUGAAGGGGAGUGGCACACUUGAUGUUUCUCAUGAAGUUGAUGCUUCUAAUGAUGGUCACAAAAUGAAUUGGAAGAAGAGUGGCACAAUUGAUUUUUCUAAUGACGAUCACAAAAUGAAUUUGAAUAGUGGUAGCACAAUUGAUGUUUCUCAUGAAGUUGAUGUUUCUAAUGAUGAUCACAAAGUUAAUUUGAAGAAGGAUGACACAAUUGAUGUUUCUAAUGAGGAUGACAAAACUAAUUUGAAGGGUGGCGACACAGUUGAUGUUUCUCAUGAAGUUGAUGUUUCUAAUGAUGAUCACAAAGUUAAUUUGAAAAAGGAUGACUCAAUUGAUGUUUCUAAUGAAGAUCACAAAACUAAUUUGAAGAGUAGUGGCACAGUUGAUGUUUCUAAGGAGGAUCACAAAACUAAUUUGAAGAGUGGUGGCACAGUUGAUGUUUCUCAUGAAGUUGAUGUUUCUAAUGAUGAUCACAAAGUUAAUUUGCAGAAGGGUGGCUCAAUUGAUGUUUCAAACGAGGAUCAUAAAACUAAUUUGAAGGGUGGCAGUACAGUUGAUGUUUCUCAUGAAGUUGAUGUUUCUAAUGAUGAUCACAAAGUUAAUUUGAAAAAGGAUGACUCAAUUGAUGUUUCUAAUGAAGAUCACAAAACUAAUUUGAAGAGUAGUGGCACAGUUGAUGUUUCUAACGAGGAUCACAAAACUAAUUUGAAGAGUGGUGGCACAGUUGAUGUUUCUCAUGAAGUUGAUGUUUCUAAUGAUGAUCAUAAAGUUAAUUUGCAGAAGGGUGGCUCAAUUGAUGUUUCUAACAAGGAUCAUAAAACUAAUUUGAAGGGUGGCGACACAGUUGAUGUUUCUCAUAAAGUUGAUGUUUCUAAUGAUGAUCACAAAGUUAAUUUGCAGAAGGGUGGCUCAAUUGAUGUUUCUAACAAGGAUCAUAAAACUAAUUUGAAGGGUGGCAGCACAGUUGAUGUUUCUCAUGAAGUUGAUGUUUCUAAUGAUCAUCACAAAGUUAAUUUGCAGAAGGGUGGCUCAAUUGAUGUUUCUAAUGAGGAUCACAAAACUAAUAUGAAGAGUAAUGACACGGUUAAUGUUUCUAACGAGGAUCACAAAACUAAUUUGAAGAGUGGUGGCACAGUUGAUGUUUCUCAUGAAGUUGAUGUUUCUAAUGAUGAUCACAAAGUUAAUUUGCAGAAGGGUGGCUCAAUUGAUGUUUCUAACAAGGAUCAUAAAACUAAUUUGAAGGGUGGCAGCACAGUUGAUGUUUCUCAUGAAGUUGAUGUUUCUAAUGAUCAUCACAAAGUUAAUUUGCAGAAGGGUGGCUCAAUUGAUGUUUCUAAUGAGGAUCACAAAACUAAUAUGAAGAGUAAUGACACGGUUAAUGUUUCUAACGAGGAUCACAAAACUAAUUUGAAGAGUGGUGGCACAGUUGAUGUUUCUCAUGAAGUUGAUGUUUCUAAUGAUGAUCACAAAGUUAAUUUGCAGAAGGGUGGCUCAAUUGAUGUUUCUAACAAGGAUCAUAAAACUAAUUUGAAGGGUGGCAGCACAGUUGAUGUUUCUCAUGAAGUUGAUGUUUCUAAUGAUCAUCACAAAGUUAAUUUGCAGAAGGGUGGCUCAAUUGAUGUUUCUAAUGAGGAUCACAAAACUAAUAUGAAGAGUAAUGGCACGGUUAAUGUUUCUAACGAGGAUCACAAAACUAAUUUGAAGAGUGGUGGCACAGUUGAUGUUUCUCAUGAAGUUGAUGUUUCUAAUGAUGAUCAUAAAGUUAAUUUGCAGAAGGGUGGCUCAAUUGAUGUUUCUAACGAGGAUCACAAAACUAAUUUGAAGAGUGGUGAUACAGUUGAUGUUUCUCAUGAAGUUGAUGUUUCUAAUGAUAAUCACAAAGUUAAUUUGCAGAAGGGUGGCUCAAUUGAUGUUUCUAAUGACAAUCACAAAACUAAUUUGAAGAGUGGUGGCACAGUUGAUGUUUCUCAUGAAGUUGAUGUUUCUAAUAAUGAUCACAAAGUUAAUUUGCAGAAGGGCGGCACCAUUGAUGUUUCUAAUGAUGGUCACAAAACUAAUUUGAAGAGUGGUGGUACAGUUGAUGUUUCUCGUGAAGUUGGUGUUUCUAAUGAUGAUAACAAAAUUGAUUUGAACAAGGGUGUCACAAUUGAUGCUUCUAAUGCUCACAAAAUUAAUUUGAAGAGUGGUGGCACAAUUGAUGUUUCUGGUGAUGGAAUAACCAAUGGAAAGAUGAAAGGUGAUGGAAUAUUCGGUGGAAAGAUGGGAGGUAAUGGAAUAUUCGGCGGAAAGAUGGGAGGUGAUGGAACAAUCGGUGGAAAGAUGGGAGGUGAUGUAAAGAUGGGAGGUGGUGGAACAAUGGGCGGAAAGAUGGGAGGUGAUGUAAAGAUGGGAGGUGGUGGCACAUUUGAUUUUUCUGGCAAUGGAAUAAUGAGCGGAAAGCUGAGAGGUGGUGCCAGCAUUGGUCUAGGGAGCACAGGGAGAAUUGGUUAA
Molecule: messenger RNA, 2823 nt
Organism: Cucumis melo (muskmelon)
Lineage: Eukaryota; Viridiplantae; Streptophyta; Magnoliopsida; Cucurbitales; Cucurbitaceae
Exons: 1
Coding region: 1-2823 (940 amino acids)
Source: RefSeq, a predicted model, not a curated record